Mus caroli (Ryukyu mouse) is the source of this 1979-nucleotide messenger RNA. It is a transcript of the gene R3hcc1, whose product is annotated as R3H domain and coiled-coil containing 1. The record is from RefSeq and is a predicted model, not a curated record. Gene Ontology annotation, molecular function: nucleic acid binding. NCBI's taxonomy places the organism in Eukaryota, Metazoa, Chordata, Mammalia, Rodentia, Muridae.
UCUGGAGAAACACUGUCCAGAAGAUGUUUCUCUACAUUCUUCGUCACAGUCUGGGUAUUCGAGGCUCUGAAUGGUUCAAGGUCAUGGCAGUUUACAGGGUGGCUUAUGUGAUUGGGGGCCACAACCGCUUCCAUCUUAGAAGUAGAUCUGCUGAUGGAGUGGGGGAAAGGGUUAAUCUGUCUUUUCAAGCUCUUUACAAGAACACGCCCCUCUGCGGCACGCGCAAUAUCUCCUCCCGGCCGCACGAUGGCGCUAAUUCCGCUGGGAAGAAGGGGACGCUCAGGCUCUUGGGGACCCUGAGCGCGGCGGCAACUUUCCGAGCUGCCGCGGCUCUGCCAUCUGUCACCCUGGCCCUUCUCUGCUUGGACGGUGUCUUCCUCUCCUCGGCCGAAAAUGACUUUGUCCACCGGGUCCAAGAGGAGCUCGAUCGUUUCCUGCUGCAGAAGCAGCUAUCCAAGGUCCUACUUUUUCCCCCAGUCUCCAGCCGCUUGCGGUACCUGAUCCAUAGAACAGCGGAGAAUUUUGAUCUUUUGAGCAGCUUCUCUGUUGGGGAGGGCUGGAAAAGGAGGACAGUCAUCUGUCACCUAGACAUCAGAGUACCCAGUUCAGAUGGCCCCUCUGGUCCCUGCCGCCCUCCUGCCUCCCAUCCCAGCAAGUACCGUGGUCCUCGGUAUACCUCACAUCAGGGAGCAGCUGCUGGUCCCCGAGGUGCUCCAGCUGGACGCUGGCAUCGUGGACGGAAGCCGGAUCAGCCUCUGUAUGUGCCCCGGGUGCUACGCAGGCAAGGUGGACCGGUGGCACCCUCCAUCCCAGGCAUCAAGGGAGAGGACCCAGCUGGUGGAGUGUCAGAAGAAGAGCCUAGAGAGGCUGGUGCUGGAGACGCUGAGGCUGAUCAGGGAAUUGCCAUGUUGGUGACUCAAGAACUCCUGAAGAGCCCCGACCCAGGCCAUGCAAAUGAGCCACAGAUGGGGUUGGGUGACACGGAGCCCUCUGAGAAUCCUGAAAAGGAACAAGGGGCUGAGACAGCCGUGCAGCAGGGGUCCAGCGCACAACUGGCCGUGGAGGAGGAAAAUAGGAGUCAUGGGAUGCGGAGCCUGGUGGACCAAGAGGAGGAGAAGAUAGAGGGAGAGGAGGAAGAGAAGGUGGACGAGAAGGACGAGGACACAGGCAAGCAGAAAGAGAGGGUCGAUGAGGAGGAAGAGAAGACUGACGCGCAGAAUGGGAAGGUGGAUGCGGAGGGAGAGAGGAUGGAUGAAGGUGAAGACAAGGUGGAUGGGGAGGAAGAGGACGAGGAUGAUGCCGAUGCUGACCACGACGAUUUCAGUGAGCUGCUGCAGGAGAUCACAGCCAACCUGACCGAAAAGGAGAUUAAAAUAGAGAAGAUCCACCUGGACACAUCCGCCUUCACAGAAGAGCUGCCCGGGGAGAGGGACUUGACCCACCUGGUGGAGAUCUAUGACUUUAAGCCAACACUCAAGACCGAGGACCUGCUGGCCACUUUCUCUGAGUUCCAAGAGAAGGGAUUCAGAAUCCAGUGGGUGGAUGACACUCAUGCUAUCGGCAUCUUUCCCUGCCCUGCCUCAGCACUCGAGGCAUUGGCCAAGGAUUUCUCCGUGCUCAAGAUCCGCCCGCUCACACAGGGGACCAAGCAGUCCAAGCUGAAAGCCUUGCAGAGGCCAAAGUUCCUGCGACUAUCGAAGGAGAGGCCGCAGACAGAUUCGGCAGUGGCCCGCAGGCUGGUGGCCCGGGCCUUGGGACUCCAACACAACAGAAAGAAAGAGCUGCCUACUCCCCCAAGUCUUCUGCCAUCUUGAGGCCCCGGGCCCAGCUCUCCGAAUUAGACUGGGGCCCAGUACCACACGCCUUUACAGAUACCAGGACAGCCCCUUUGAUCUCUCUGGAGCUGCUAUGGGGCACAGCAGGCUUUAGUUGGUCUGCUCUUAGAAAUUGAGAAGAAAUAAACAUUUAAAGUUGGUGUA